Molecule: messenger RNA, 2738 nt
Organism: Ilex paraguariensis (yerba mate)
Lineage: Eukaryota; Viridiplantae; Streptophyta; Magnoliopsida; Aquifoliales; Aquifoliaceae
Source: the annotation of a GenBank genome assembly
UGUAAGGCAAUGGUCAUCCUCGGGAUUUGAUUCAGGUAGCAGAAACCAAAAAUUCACUCCAGAAAACUUUGAAGCUUUUCAAAAGUUCCAACAAUGAGUGAUAGAGAAAUCCUUACUAACACAACUUUUCUUGUCAUUUUGGUAUGUUUGUUCAUGGGUUGCCCUAAUAGUUCUGCACAAAGAGACACAAUCCAAGCAGGGGAAGCCCUUAAUUUUUCAUCCCAGUUGGUUUCUGCAAAUGGGAUGUUUACAUUAGGGUUCUUCUCCCUCGGUGAUUUUGAUCGUUAUUUGGGCAUAUGGUACACAAACGCUUCUAUAGCCUACAGAGUUUGGGUUGCUAACCGUGAAAGUCCUAUACUCGGUGGAAACGGAAAUCUAACCUUGGACACAAAUGGGACGUUGAAGAUCUUGGUGGUGGGUGGAAAUCAAUUUCCGCUGAAUUCAAAUAAUCAAUCUGCCCAUAAUUCCUCUGCUACUCUUGAUAAUUCCGGCAACUUUGUGUUGACGGAGCUCAAUUCAGAUGGGUCAGUCAAACAGGUCCUGUGGCAAAGCUUUGAUCAUCCCACAAACGCCCUAUUGCCCGGAAUGAAACUGGGCAUGAAUUUCCGAACAGGGGAAAAGUGGGAAAUUUCCUCUUGGUUAAGCAAUGAAGUUCCAGUUUCUGGAGCUGUUAGUCUGCAAUGGAAUUACAGCAUAGAUGGUUCAAAUACAGGCCAAAUAGUCAUGAGACAUAGGGGUGAAGACUACUGGACCACCGGACUGUUCAACAGAACCGAUCAGACCUUCGAAAACAUCCGGUGGUGGAGGAGUACUAAUCAAUUUGACAUCAAUAUCCACCAAUUUACUAUUGUUUCCAAUGAGAAUGAGAGUUACUUGACUUAUUCUAUCCCAAAUGGAACUAUUUCCAGGUGGGUUUUGAAUUCCGAUGAUGGGUUCGCCGGCGUCAACGCCGGCGUCGGAACCGACCCCGGUGUUGGGCCAAUUGUUCCCUGCAGUGGGUUUGAUACCUAUCCGGGAUGUAUAGCACCCAGGCCACCAUCUUGUAGGUCUAGGAAUGAAAUUUUUGUGCCACAAACUAUUAGUCUUUCGGGAGGAAUUUCAUAUUCUGAUCCAAAUUGGAAUUUGGGUCUUAGUGAUUGUUGGAAUCUAUGCUUGAAGAACUGUUCCUGUAUUGGUUAUAGUACCCUCUUUAGUAAUAGAACUGGCUGUCAGUAUUGGAGCGGUGGGUUGAACAUUGUUCAAGGCAUUAUCGGCUCUUGGACCACCAUUUUCGUUUUAAAUUCGACUUUGAAUGGGACCUCAUCGGACAACAGUGGCGGCACAUCAAUUUCUAGCGAUUACUGGUGGGUAUGGAUGAUUGUUGCAUUCGUGGCUGUGAUAGUUAUGCUUCUCUUGGCAUUCUUCUGCUAUAUGAGGAGGAAAAAGCUUCAAGAGGAUAAGGAAAGGCACAAAGAAGAGAUAUUACUAGAAUUAGAGAGAUUUGAUCCAAAAGAGAUUGGAAAUGCUGGGAAGUAUGAAGUGAAAAUAUUCAGCUUUGCUUCUAUUUUGGCUGCCACAGAGAAUUUUUCAAACGAAAACAAACUCGGACAGGGUGGUUUUGGUCCUGUUUAUAAGGGACUAUUGCCUGAGGGGCAAGAAAUAGCAGUGAAGAGAUUAUUGAGGGGAUCGGGGCAAGGGUUAGUUGAGUUCAAGAAUGAGAUUAUACUGAUUGCUAAACUCCAACACAUGAAUUUGGUAAGGCUUUUGGGUUGCUGCAUUUACAAAGAAGAAAACAUGUUGAUAUAUGAGUACAUGCCUAACAAAAGCUUGGACUCCUUCCUUUUUGAUCCAUUUAAAAAGAAAAUAUUGGACUGGAAGAAACGUCAUGUUAUCAUUGAGGGGAUAGCUCAAGGGCUCCUUUACUUGCAUAGAUAUUCAAGGCUAAGGAUUAUUCAUAGAGACUUAAAACCAAGUAACAUUUUACUUGAUGAUGAAAUGAAACCGAAAAUUUCAGACUUCGGCAUGGCUAGAAUUUUUGGGCGAAAUGAAUCUCAAGCAAACACCGAGCGAAUUGUUGGUACAUAUGGUUACAUGUCGCCAGAGUAUGCUAUGGAGGGCAUUUUCUCAGAGAAAUCAGAUGUUUAUAGUUUUGGGGUUUUGAUGUUGGAGAUUGUGAGUGGGAGAAGAAAUGGUAGCAUUUUGCAUGAUGAUCAUUCUACAAAUCUAGUUGGAUAUGCUUGGGAGUUGUGGCAAGAAGGCACUGUCUUGAAGCUGGUGGAUCCAACACUAGGCGAUUCGUGUUCUAUUCCCCAAGUGUUCAGGUGCAUUCAUGUGGGUCUUUUGUGUGUGCAAGAGAGUGCAAUGGUUAGACCAACAAUGUCAGAUGUUAUUUCUAUGCUGGCUAACGAAACCAUGCUCCUUCCAGCCCCAGAGGUUCCUUCAAAUUCCACCCAGAGAAGCACCGUACAGAGUUGCUCCACCUAUAUAUCUAUGACGGAGGUCGAUGCCCGUUAGAGGGUCCAACUUUGACAAAAACAUCCUUAAAAAAAAGGGGAGAAAAAAAAAAGUGGAUCAGUACAGGAGACUCUCACCUCUAAGAGAUCUUUGAGGAUCAAAUGUAUGCACCAAGUGCAGUAUGGUGAGGCUAAAUAUUUCUCACUUUAUUGUUUAUGUAUGGUAUUAACAGCAUUAUGCAGAUUUUAUUUUCCGUUGGGAAAAUAUUGCAUAUACCGAACAAAAAAGAUUUCUUUAAAAGUUUA